AGUAACAAGAACUUAAGAUGGACACCCGUACCAGUGCCCAGGACGUGAUGCGAUGUGACGUGUGUGAGACCGCUGUGGUACAGAUGCACUGUGAUACAUGUCUUGUCAACUUGUGUAAGGCCUGUGUGGGAGAUCACAUUUCAACAGGUGAAACCAAAGAUCACAAGGUCGUCAAGUUUCAGGACAGGAAAUCUACCCCCCUCUACCCUGGAUGUACAUCACAUAACAAACAACAAUGUACAAUGUACUGUAAUCAAUGUGACAUUCCUGUUUGUACAAAGUGUCUAGCAUCUGUUGAACAUUUAGGUCAUAAGUUGUCAGACAUCUUACAAAUUGCGGAAGAAAAAAAGGACAUAAUUAUCAAAGAAGUCAUUGAAUUACGUGAGACAAUUUAUCCCACCUACCAUGACAUUGCCUCUGAUGUACAAAACAGAAUGAGUCAAUUGAAAAAGGAAUAUGGAGAUCUCUCAACAGGCAUAACAAAACAUGGAGAGGACUGGCACAGACAAAUUGACAAACUUGUCAAGAAACUUAAAGCUGAACUUGAUGAGAUGAAAAACACACAGUUACAAACUCUACAGAAACAUCUGGAUGAAAUAAACAAGACAAUGUCCGAAAUCGGGGAUGAAAUAGAUUCAGUUGAAAUGGUUACAGACACUAAUGACUUGUCAAAACUAUUGAGUGUCACAUCCAUGGCCAGUGUAAUUAAUACAUACAGAAAUCUUCCACAAAAACUUGAACCAAUCUUACCAAAAUUCAUUCCAGGAAAAAUCCAAGAACUUGAUAAAUUGUUUGGCGUCUUAUCAUCAAGUUCCUUAACUUCAGAUAAACACGGCUACAGCAUGAAGACAACACAGAAAUCACCGGAGGCUGGAUCCUCUCCUCCAGUCAAACAGAUGCUUGAUGAACCAGAGACUAUCACCACCAUAGACACUGGGUGUAAAUACCUUUACAAUGUGGCCUGUCUGAGUGAUGAAGAAAUCUGGACAAGUGGAAGUGACAGAACCAUGGAACUCUACAGCAUCAAUCAGGGAUCACUACUCAAGUCAAUCACAACCAAGUCAGGGAAAAUACCAUCUGACAUAGCAGUGACAAAAAGUGGAGAUCUAGUAUAUACUGAUAACGAUUACGAAGAUGGAACUGUGAACAUUGUGAAGAAUAAGAAGAUAAAGAAGGUGAUCAGACUACAGAACUGGAAACCUCUUGGUGUCUGUAGUACCUCCUCUGGUGACCUCCUGGUUAUCAUGGACAGUGAUGAUUACAAACAUUGUCAUACAAAAGUUGUCCGUUACUCUGGCUCCACAGAGAAACAAACCAUUCAGUUUGAUGAUAAAGGUCAACCUCUCUAUUCUGGUUAUUAUAACAGAUACAUUACUGAGAACAGGAACCUGGAUAUCUGUGUGUCUGACUGGGGAGCAAGAGCAGUAGUGGUGGUCAAUCAGGCCGGAAAACUGAGAUUCAGGUACACUGGACAUACUCCUGCUCCAAAGAACCAACCAUUCAGUCCACGAGGAAUCACCACAGACAGUCAGAGUCACGUCCUUAGAGCUGAUUAUUGGAAUCACUGUGUCCACAUCAUAGACCAGGAUGGAAAUUUCCUUUGUUACAUAGACUGUGGACUGAGUGAUCCAUGGGGACUGUGUUCAGAUACAAAUGACAAUCUGUUUGUUGCUGAAAUCAGGAAACAAAAUGUGAAGAAAAUCAAAUAUCUCCAGUGA
Saccostrea cuccullata (small rock oyster) is the source of this 1718-nucleotide messenger RNA. Its product is annotated as tripartite motif-containing protein 55-like. The record is from RefSeq and is a predicted model, not a curated record. The transcript has a single exon. Gene Ontology annotation, molecular function: zinc ion binding; protein binding. NCBI's taxonomy places the organism in Eukaryota, Metazoa, Mollusca, Bivalvia, Ostreida, Ostreidae. Bases 18 to 1718 code for a protein of 566 amino acids.